Messenger RNA from Paramecium tetraurelia, 276 nucleotides. RefSeq lists its product as uncharacterized. The record is from RefSeq and is a predicted model, not a curated record. NCBI's taxonomy places the organism in Eukaryota, Ciliophora, Oligohymenophorea, Peniculida, Parameciidae. The transcript has 3 exons.
AUGUCAGAAAUAAAGAGUGCUUUAUAAUCUAAUAUCGUUCACAUUUUAGAGAAUAAGCCUUCAAAGAACAUUGAAGGUUUUAAAUAAUUAUAAUUGGAAAGUAAAAGAAAACUGAUCGAAGAAUUCAAAUAACUAUAUAUUUACGAUGAAAAAGGAAAUUUAAGAAGAUAUUGUAAAUAAAGAAUUUUGUUGAUGGUAGCAGAUACAAAGGAUAAUUAUCUAAUGAUAAAAGAAGUGGGUGUAGAAUAUAAUAUUAUAUUAACGAUGACAUCGUGA